Sitodiplosis mosellana (orange wheat blossom midge) is the source of this 1489-nucleotide messenger RNA. RefSeq names its product 28S ribosomal protein S5, mitochondrial (gene mRpS5). Gene Ontology annotation, biological process: translation. The record is from RefSeq and is a predicted model, not a curated record. Gene Ontology annotation, cellular component: ribosome. The transcript has 3 exons. Gene Ontology annotation, molecular function: structural constituent of ribosome; RNA binding. NCBI's taxonomy places the organism in Eukaryota, Metazoa, Arthropoda, Insecta, Diptera, Cecidomyiidae. The coding region runs from base 77 to 1390 and encodes 437 amino acids.
GACAUGUGAAAUGAAACGGAUUGGUUGACAGUGAAACAACUGUUCUAAUGUUAUGUAGUUUUACACAUUUAUCGGAAUGGCGUUGAGACUACUAUGUGCUGCGGCACGAAAUUGGAAAAAUUACGCCAUUUCCAAUGGACAGGCCAAACAAUUCAUUCGGCCGGAAUACACAAUCAGUAAUUUGCUAAAAAUCCAAACGGCAAUCGCCGAUUCCGUUCGAACAGUGAGCUUCUUGAACAAAAUUAGUGGUGCUGCUUUGUGGAAGGGUUGUACGUCGGUCAGUAAUGCUGGUAAAAAGCGAGGUCGUGGCAAGCUUGCCGGCAAAGGUCUCACCAAAGAUCUUAACCAGGGUCAAAUCAUUGGCCAGGGUAGACGGCGAUUGGUUUUGCCUGGAAUGAAUUCACCCGUUAAAAUAGGCAGUGAAAUUGUUAAAUCCGAACGAGGUGUGGAUGAUCCAAGCUGGAGUGAGAAAUUGUACAAUCUUCGUGACAUGAAUCGAACACGGAAACGUAUCAAAUUGAGUCAUAUGGAGCGUGGAUAUUCGGGAACACGAUUGGCUGGCCGAAGUGUUGGUGCACCCGAUCCCAUUGGACAGUUUACAUUCGAUGGUUUCGAUGCACGGUGUAUCGAAAUGAAAAUUGUGAAUGUGAUGCGCGGUAAUUUGGGCCGAUGUCGUCGUCAUUCGUCGUUCAUUGUAACAGGCAAUGGGCAAGGUGUUUGCGGUUUUGCAUUGGGAAAAUCGUCCGAUCCAAGAGCCGCCAUACGAAAAGCCAAAAAUGGUGCCGCACAAAAAUUAAUGCAUUUCGAAAUUUGCGAUGGUCGUACCGUUUAUCACGAUUUCUUUACACAGUUCGGCUACACCAAAAUCUAUGUAUACAAAAUGCCCGAAGGUUACGGUUUGCAAACACAUCGUGUCAUCAAAACAUUAUGCCAGCUGAUUGGUAUCAAGGAUUUGCGCACGAAAAUCGAAGGCUCAACCAAUCCACAGAGUGUAGUAAAGGCAUUUUUAGUAGGAUUAUUACAACAAAAAUCAUACAAUCAAUUGGCGGAAGAAAAGAAACUAUUUUUGGUUGAGUUUGAUGAAAAGCGGGCAUUUUUCCCGCAAAUCGUUGGCAUACCAUCGGUGUGUCGAACGGAUGACGAAAUUCCAAAGGAAGAAAAUCGUGACUUCAAACAGCAUAUAUUCAAUGGAAAGGUCGUAUUGAAACGACCACCAAGAGAAAAUCCAUGGGCAAAAACACCAACCUAUCAAACUCAUCUCAAACGUACUGAAUGCAUGCGAGCAUGGCCCGACAUUCGUUUUUACCUUCGCACCAGAUACGGCGAACUCAGAAGUUUCUUAACCGAAAAAUAUCCAGAAGCGAAAUCCAUCGAUCCCGACAAAUACUAAGAAUGUGAACAGUAUAUAUUAUACCGAUCAUUUUCUUUGUUAUGUUCUGUUUUGAAUUUUCCUUUGUAGAUAUCAUAAACCAUACUAAUAAAAAACAAA